This is a messenger RNA of Morus notabilis, 1781 nucleotides long. RefSeq names its product U-box domain-containing protein 4. Gene Ontology annotation, molecular function: protein binding. Lineage: Eukaryota; Viridiplantae; Streptophyta; Magnoliopsida; Rosales; Moraceae. The transcript is spliced from 3 exons. Gene Ontology annotation, cellular component: cytoplasm; nucleus. Bases 1 to 1482 code for a protein of 493 amino acids. The record is from RefSeq and is a predicted model, not a curated record.
AUGGUGGACGUCGCAAAUUUGUCUCACAAAUCUCGCUUGGAGAUGCCUGAUGCAGCGGUGACGGAGAGAGGUGGUUUUGGAUUCCCGUCAUCACCUAGUCGUUAUCGGAGAUCUACACUAGUUGCACUUUCGCUACCUGAUCCUCGACUUGCCAUCUCCGUGAGGAGAAGAUUCGCGUUGUUUUGUAAGGAGAAGAUCAGGUCUCGCACCUUCUUCUUCUUCUUUCCUCCUCUUCUUCUUGUUCUGAGUUGUGGUGGUGGUGGUGGUGAUUCCAAUUCCAUGGACCACUACAGCUCUUCUUCUUCUUCUUCUUCUUCUUCUUCUUCUGUGGAAGGGCAAGCGAUGGCCACCACCACCGACACAAAUUCCAAGGCAGCCGAAACGACGAUGUCCUCAAUCUCGGUUGUACGGCGGGCCCUAGUCCUCGUCCAAUCCGACGACCUUGAUUCGAAGCUGGAGGGCGCCAGAGAAAUCCGACGCCUCACCAAGACCUCUCAGAGGUGCCGUCGCUUGCUCUCCGACUCGGUCGUUCAACUCACCGCCAUGCUCCGAGUCCCUGACUCGCCCGAGGCCAACGAGUCCGCUCUCCUUGCUCUCCUCAACCUCGCUGUUCGGGACGAAAUGAACAAGGCCAAGAUUGUGGAAGCUGGUGCUUUAGAACCGAUAAUUAGUUUCCUCACAUCCGAGAAUUCAAAUCUACAGGAAUAUGCAACUGCUUCUUUACUUACUCUAUCUGCUUCCGCCAACAACAAGCCAAUCAUAGGUGCUUCCGGUGCGAUUCCCCUUCUUGUUCAAACCCUUAGACAUGGGAGCUCACAAGCCAAGAUUGAUGCUGUAAUGGCUCUUUCGAAUCUCUCGACAUAUCCCAACAACCUUAACGUCAUUCUUGAAAUGAAACCGAUUGCAUCUAUCGUUGAUUUGCUUAUAAGCUGUAAAAAGUCUUCAAAGACGGCUGAAAAGUGCUGUGCUUUGAUAGAAUCCCUGGUGGAGUUUGAUGAGGGCAGAACUGCCUUGACAUCCGAAGAUGGCGGAGUGCUUGCGGUAGUUGAAGUGCUAGAAAAUGGCCCCCUCCAGAGCCGGGAACAUGCUGUCGGCGCGCUACUAACGAUGUGUCAGAGUGACCGAUGUAGAUAUCGAGAACCAAUUCUUAAAGAAGGCGUGAUCCCUGGACUACUCGAGCUAACUGUGCAAGGAACGCCAAAGUCUCAGGCAAAAGCACAAACACUGCUGCGGUUGCUGAGGGACUCGCCAUACCCGAGAUCUGAACUGCAGCCAGACACUCUAGAAAACAUAGUGUGCAACAUAAUCUCGCAGAUCGAUGGAGAUGAGCAGUCAAGUAAAGCAAAGAAGAUGCUUGCUGACAUGGUGCAAGUUAGCAUGGAGCAAAGCUUGAGACAUCUACAGCGAAGGGCUCUGGUAUGCACAUCACCAUCUGAUCUGCCAAUCACUAGUAGUUGUGCUUCUGAAGUUUCUUCAAAGUGACUGUUUUGUUUUAUUAGCUUUGUCUUCCUUCUCUUACAUGUUGUUUUGUGAGAUAAAUGUCUUCUCUUAUAGUAGAAAUCCAGGACCCAAAAAAGAAGAAAGGAUAUCGAAAACAAAAAGGAUAUAUAGUGAAAGAAAUGCCAGUCCAGGCCUGUGUGGUGGUGUCGAGUGACUGGUAAUUGUCAAUAAAGUGGAAGUUGUAGGAGGUGGAAUAUGUUGUAUUACUUGGUUUGUAAAGAAACUGUUUGUAUCAAAUUGUGAAAAUUUAAUGAGGGUAGAUAUCCCCCCUCUUUCAUUAA